Molecule: messenger RNA, 986 nt
Organism: Gamsiella multidivaricata
Lineage: Eukaryota; Fungi; Mortierellomycota; Mortierellomycetes; Mortierellales; Mortierellaceae
Exons: 1
Coding region: 188-712 (174 amino acids)
Source: RefSeq, a predicted model, not a curated record
UAUCUUUUCAAUCCUCAUUUUUAUCUUUCAUUAGUAACCGAAGCGGCCCUGGACUACACACUCACAUAAACAAACUCGUUCUCCCGCCCGUUUAUAACCGAAAGCGUAUUUUCUUCUUCUUCCCUUCUCUUCUCUUCUCUUCAGCAUCCCUUGUAUCCCCACCGCUGCCAUCCAUACUAUCCCCGCCAUGUUCAUCAAGUCUGCUGCCCUUACCGUCUUGGCUCUCGCUGCCUCGGUCUCUGCCCAGACCCCCAACCACACCUACUUCACCAACCCUGUCACCGAUGGUCUCAACUACGUAGCGGGUCAGACCGCCACCUUCUCGUGGGCUUUGGCUUGCGUUUCCCCCUCGACUUACACCUCGACCACCCCCACCCAGGUCCCCGUUCAGCUCCUGAACUCGACCAACUCCAACAACGCCUUCUACCUUGCCGAUGUCACCACCAUCGACUGCACAAAGAGCCAGGGUAACACUCAGUGGAGCGUCCCCGAUAAGUUUGGCACCUCUGGUCUCUUCUCGCUCAAGAUUGUCUUUGAUGGUGGCAACGCCGCCUACUCUGGCCGGUUCACCAUCUCCUCCAAGGACGCCCCCGCUACCCCCUCUGCUACUGCUGCUCCUACUGCCACCUCCAAGCCCAGCGGUGCCAAUGUCCUUGUCCCUGUCCUCUCCGGAGCUGCCGCCAUUGCCGCCGGAGCCCUCGCUUUCCUUUAAGGAGCUCGACAAGCCUUACAUGGUGCAAGCAAGCAAGCAAAACCCGUUCUUCAUGUGAAUCUUCUGCGAGGUCGCUGUUGAACGUCUCAUUGUCACCUCUUUUUCUAAUGCCUCUUUGACAUUGUCCCCUCACUCUUCAUUAAUAUCUAUCGCUAAGCUAGCUAAGCUACUUUAUAAACUACACUACAUAUUAAAGAGCAGUUGUAAUAUAUAUCCAGCGCGUCUUCAUGAUGGUUAUGACCAUCAAUGGUCUGCCUUGUUUAUUUUUUUUCCA